This is a messenger RNA of Aethina tumida (small hive beetle), 728 nucleotides long. Its product is annotated as protein lethal(2)essential for life. NCBI's taxonomy places the organism in Eukaryota, Metazoa, Arthropoda, Insecta, Coleoptera, Nitidulidae. The transcript has a single exon. The record is from RefSeq and is a predicted model, not a curated record. Gene Ontology annotation, molecular function: structural constituent of eye lens; protein folding chaperone. Gene Ontology annotation, biological process: protein refolding; response to heat. The coding region runs from base 52 to 588 and encodes 178 amino acids.
UUAAAGUCAGCAGUUGUUCUAAAUACUUAAGAAAUUUAAGCUAAUAGUAAUAUGUCUCUGAUUCCAAUUUUUGGUGAUCACUUUUACCGCCCAUCCAGACUUUUGGACCAACAUUUUGGUAUGGGAUUAAAUCAUGAAGAUUUGUUCGAGCCAUUAACUGUUCCUAGACAUUUAAUGCGCUGCCCUGCGGGUUACAUGAGACCGUGGAGAUCUGCAGCUUCUCACUUGGAUGAAGGGUCAACAGUUCAAUUCGGCAAAGAUAAAUUUAAUGUAAAUUUGGACGUGCAACAAUUUAAACCUGAAGAAAUCACAGUUAAGGUGGUCGGCGAUAAUACUGUGAUGGUCGAGGGAAAGCAUGAAGAAAAGGAAGAUGAGCAUGGCUUUAUAUCAAGACAUUUUAUUAGAAAGUACGUCGUGCCAAAAAAGUACGAUAUGUCUCAGAUAAGUAGCAAGUUAUCCUCUGAUGGAGUUCUGAGCAUUGCUGCGCCGAGUAUUGAAAAUAAUGCCAUUGAACACAGACAUGUACCAAUCCAGAGAACUGGAGAGCCUGUUAGAAAAAUCGAGCAGAAAAAGGAUUCAGGAAAAUAAAUCAUUAUAUUACAAGGCUGAUUUUACUUGUAUUUGUUACUAUACUUAUAUUACUAUUGUAAAAUGUAUUAAAUUAGUUAUAAAAUGUUCGUUACACAUCUACUUUAUUUAAUAAAAUUAAUGUAUAUUUAUAAAAGGCA